Molecule: messenger RNA, 4999 nt
Organism: Gambusia affinis (western mosquitofish)
Lineage: Eukaryota; Metazoa; Chordata; Actinopteri; Cyprinodontiformes; Poeciliidae
Gene: emx1
Product: empty spiracles homeobox 1
Exons: 3
Coding region: 195-896 (233 amino acids)
Biological process (GO): central nervous system development; neuron differentiation; regulation of DNA-templated transcription
Molecular function (GO): DNA-binding transcription factor activity, RNA polymerase II-specific; DNA binding
Source: RefSeq, a predicted model, not a curated record
UAUUGAGUUUUCUAGCAGCAUCUUCAGAGGGUUGGAUUUUGCAGGCAGCCCUCCUCCACCUCCUCCUCCUCCUUCUCCCCGCCCCACCUCUUCCACCACCCGCGGACACCCCUCCAUCCUCCGGUCAUGAUGCAACUUUAAGCAGCGAGAGGAAGUUAAGAACGACGAUCCAGUUGUGUUCUUCCUGCCUAGAGAUGAUGUUCUCUUCCGCCGGGAAGCGCUGCUUCACGAUAGAGUCUCUGGUCGCCAAAGAGAGCCCCCUGCCAGCCGAGGACCCCAUCCGGCCAACGGCGUUGAGUUAUUCCAACCCGACCACAGAUGCCUUAAUGAACGGCUACCAGGCUCCGGCGGCCAGGCCUCUCUACCAGGGCCCGGAGCUGGUGUUCCCGGAGACGGUGAACCACCCGUCCCUCACCGUGGCCCCGCACCAGCUCGGAGGCUCCCACCUACAGCAUCCGCACUUCUUCGGCACGCAACACCGGGACCCGCUCAACUUCUACCCCUGGGUGUUACGGAACAGAUUUUUUGGACACAGAUUUCAAGGUAACGAGGUGUCCCAGGACAGCCUGCUCCUGCACGGCCCCUUCGCCCGGAAGCCCAAGCGCAUCCGGACGGCCUUCUCUCCGUCGCAGCUGCUCCGCCUGGAGAGAGCCUUCGAGAAGAACCACUACGUGGUCGGAGCCGAGAGGAAGCAGCUGGCCAACAGCCUGAGCCUGAGCGAAACCCAAGUGAAGGUCUGGUUCCAGAACAGACGGACGAAGUACAAGCGCCAGAAGCUGGAGGAGGAGGGUCCGGACAGCCAGCAGAAGAAGAAGGGGAACCACCACAUCAACAGGUGGCGCAUCGCCACCAAGCAGGCCAGCUCCGAGGACAUCGACGUGACCUCAGAGGACUGAACGCGCACACGAGCCUGAGCGUCAGAGGACCAACACUAUUUAUUAUGUAAGAUUAUUAAAAGCGUUGUAAAGACUCAGUAGAGGAAGACUCAAGGAUUCCAUGUGCGAUCACUCCACGUCUUCAUCCAGGAGUUUGGACGUCCCGCGCCGCCGUGACGACAGCGGCGCAUCAUUUCACGAUGGCUGAAGAAAAAAGUCGUACCCUACAGUACCACGGUGCUCGGUUUUUGUUGUUUUUUUUAAUUAUUUUCCUGUCUUGUACAUAGGCCAGUAAUGAAGGUUAACAAAAAGCUAAUUGUUUGUUCACUUCCACCUUACUUCGCUCGCUUUCACCUGUGCACCAUAUGAAGUCGAACUCAUCCUCGAAAGGAAGCUGUGGUCAGUCGGCGGACAUGUUGGUGAAACGGAACAAAACACAAAGCCUCUCGGACUCCUCACCACUUUUAUUUUUAGAGACGCUCUUCGUUGUCCUGCUAAUGAAGGCUCCCCUCCAGCGGGAGGCGACCUGUGAACCCGGGAAGGACUAAAUCGUCGUCUUUCGCCACCGUGGAACCGUUGCCGUGGGCGAUGUAUGAGACAACACAUCCCGGUUUGAUGCAAAUUUCACGUAGCAUCGCGUGCAGAGCGAGACGUGUGCAGAGGCGCGGGUUUUCGAGCACGAAAUGUAUUUACAGACUAACGGCUUUGGAAAUAAAACCUUUGUGACGUGCCCCUGUUGCAUGGGAGAUUGCUGCGUGUUGUUUUAAUUGAGAGGCAGCCAUUUGGUCCCAGCAGCUGCGGAUUUCACUCCUUAGGUUCAUGCUCUCCAGCUGAGAUGGUGGAUGUGCAGGUUGCUGUGAAACAUGAUGCUGCAGGGGUUGAUGGGGAAAAAGAAGAAGAAGAAAAAGAAAUUUUAGGCUCAGUGGUGACUGGGAUACAGCAACAAAAUUAUUCAUUUUGUCAAAUUACAAACUCAGUCCCUGUGUAUUUUAUGCAAUUGACAUAUAGGAAUACACUAGAUGAAAUCCAGUGUACUUCAUCAUCUUGAUAUACACCUCCAUUACAAGCAUCAGGAAGUGUCAGGUGUGUUACCUGUUGGUUAUUAUGGUUGUGCAGAAAACCUCGUUCAGCCAAAUCAGCCAAUGAAUUCAGCCAAUGUCAAAAAAACGCAGUUUCACAAUUGUGGUGUUUUUGUUGAAUAAGAAACCCAGUUAAAAAAAUCACACGUGAAUAAAUCCAUAAAAAACAUGGUCAUCCUCCAACUACUUCCUGCUGGCUUCUUCAUUGUUUUCACCAGUAGUAAGGUCCAGUUAUUGACCAUGUGACCCGUAUGAUGCGAAAAAAGUCUCCAUUCCAGUUUUGGGAAAAAUAAAACAAUUUUGAUAUGAUCGGCACUACUUUUCAAUCAUAGAAAUUAGUUUUUUCUAAAUUUCUGUGUUUCCGUUAAGCGGUUUUACUCUCAAAAUGUCAACUAGAAGAAAUAAAAGGUCAAUGGAAACACAGCUAAUGUUUCUGAAAUUACAGCUAAACGGACAUUUACUAAGCUGCAACAGCUUUCAAAGAGGCGGGGGCUGGUUCGGAUAUUGCUGCAAUCUUUUUUAGCUACAGCUCAAAGCAUUUGCCUGCCUGGAAGAAACAACUGCCUAGUGACCCCACGACCUCAGAGGAGAGCUGAUGUCUGACCCAGGUGUCUUUGUUUUGCCAGCGAGAAAGAGAAGGGACAAAAGAGGCAGUAGGUAGAGGUAAAACACCCUGCGAAACGCACCCGAAGGGGGUCACACACGGCUUGUUUUGAGUUUUCUCUAGAUAUCCUAUACUCACUGCAGGUGCAGAAAUGUGCUGAAAGGAGGCGCGGGGUUAUCUAAACAAACAUGUUCUGUGGCUGUGGCUCUACAACCUCCUCUCGUCAGGAAGGUUUUCUGGCACAGGUCGCGUUCUGGUUUGGUAAAAGAUUAGCGCAAUUAAAGGGCCUCUUUGUUGUCUGGCUAACGUAAGAAUUAGGUGGAGCAUCACCUUGGCCUCCCUAAACGCUGCGUCUCCUGUCAGCCGAGUCAGCGGGAAGGGGACCGAGUGGCGUUCCAGGGUGAGAAACGAGAAACUCUCCAGAGGAGAAGAGAGGUGCAAAAAAAAAAAAAAAGGAGACGGGGGCGGGGGGCUGCUGUUGUUGCCGAAGCAGCAAUUAGCUUAAACAAACAAUACUUUCGGAUUUCCUACGAUCUACAAAUGAGAUGUUUUAGGCUGCUGGGUAUGAAAACGCAUCAGUUCACAUCCUGACGCGACUCGGUGUUGAUCUCUAAUGCGAUACCAGAUGCAUUUCUCUGCCGUUGAUUCAAAGGUGCUGCUGUUGAUCUGGGCGUCACCGGCAAUGCAACUGGGUCUUCGCCUGUCGAACUGCUCGUCAAUGGCAACCCGCUGUGCACUGUUCCCAAGGCAACCGCUCAAACAUGCCGAUUACACAGAUCACAACAAAAGACGGAGCGUUUAUAUAAGCCAAGGGACGACAUAAACUCGACGAUAGGGAUCUAUAAACCGGCUGAAAAAGUUACUCCAGCACUACUCGCAGCAACACGAGAUAAGAUGCUGAUAAAUCUGUGGAAGUGUUUGGUGAAAUGUGUUGAUCAUGAUCUCGUUUGACAUGAUUUCAUUUUGAUCUGAUUUUGAGGUUAACAGACACUGAUUUGCAUAUAAAAUCGGCAGAAUUAUGACUUGAUUAACUACAUCCUUUAACUACAUCCUUCUAAAAAUAAUAAUAAAAACAUCUUUCCAGUUUGUUUUCUCAUAAAGUGUUUUUGCUUUCUUGUUGCCCUCCCUGACAUUUGAUCAAAUAAAUGUUCAUUUAAGACAAAGAUCACCAGAUUAAAAGUGAGCAGAGAAAAUAGCAAUGUAAAUCAAACUAUUAGGGGGGAGCAUUUAUCGUAUCGUUUAUCGCUGACAAUGUUAAGAAGUUUGAUUUGUUGUCACGAUACAUUCCAAUUACUGAUGUUUAAAAUUGUCUUUAUUGUUGGGUUUCAUGGUUUUACUGAAACCCAUAAUGUUUUAUUUGAUGCUUUUAGUUCAAGCAUCAAUAGAUGCCAAUACAUUUGAAAAUACUGUUCCUCAUUUAAUCAUAAGAUUAAUCUUGAAAGGGCUACAAAGACAUUUCUAAAACUUUGGGAUUCCACUUUUGCACCGUGAGAGACUACAGAUGAAAACUGACCUAUAUGACUAACUCUGGCAUGUUAAAUGAUGCACAUGAUCCCUUUUUUAUUUUUUUUAAGCUUGGACGUUGCCUUCCUAUAAAACACCGCUCAAUUCUCAUUUUCCUUCGCAACUCUGUCUGGGAUUUCUCCCAUUGAGUUCAGUUCCUCCAGUAGUAUUUCAACAAAUUGUCCAAUCAACCAACAGAAGGAGAAGUUGUGAGCGAUGACUUAGAUUUUCUGUGCUGUUUUAGUAUUGUAGCCAGCCUGCAGUAAUAGUAAUGGCAGCGAAGGAAGGGAGCCAUUCGGUCCGUGUCGGCCACACCUCCAAAUACUGAAUUUACAUUACCGGUCAUCUGGUUUGCCUUGGCACAUCUCUUCUUUGCAGUGGAGGGUGGCUGUUUAAUAACAGAAUUGCAGCGUAGGAUUUCUGGAUUACACACGUCACGGCCAAACGGUCGCGAUUGGGUCAAACUUUGAACUUCAACAGAGUCCACGCCUCCAGGAAACAAUCGUUUCUCGAUAGGUGAGGGGCCAAACCCUCAGUACCAAAUGAAGAGGGGCAGGGCUUUACCAGGCUACAGUGCACCCUAUCAACCUCGGAACAACGCUGAUUAAUCAACAAUAAGAAAACAACUGGGUAAAACACAACAUCUACAGGUGUUCAAGUUCAAAAUGACACAGAUGCCCACUUUCUUAUUUGCAAAAAAAAAAAAAAAAAAAAGACAAAAAGAACAUUGUGAUGACAUCCAAGACUUUUGGGAAAACAUUCUGUGGAUGGAUGAGACAAAGUAAUAGUUUGAUGAUCUGGGGUUGCUUUGGCUAACUUCAGUGCUUCUCAAACUGUGGUCCCCAGACGCCCCCCAGUGGUCCGCAAAGUACUGCAUGAUAAAAACGUUUUAUUUGCCAUGACGUGAGCUCAAAGUAAAACACAUACAGCUAGCUUAA